AUGAGCGUUAAUCUCAUUCAAUUCAAAGUUGUAGGCGAUGUUCAGGGCGUUAAUUUCAGAUCAUAUACUCAGAAAGAAGCUCAAAAAUUAGGCUUGAAAGGACACGUGUACAACCACGAUGAUUCUAGUGUUCAAGGAGUCGCCGUUGGUCCAGAGGACAAAAUCAAACAAUUUCGAUCGUUCCUUGAAAGUGGUCCGUCCGCAGCUGAAGUUCAUAAAGUUGAUCUGAUAAAAGAUACCAAAAAUCCAAGUGAUGAUGAGAUCCAAAACGCCACUGGUGGAUCAGAUGGAUUUGAGGUCAGAAGAUAG
Kwoniella shivajii is the source of this 309-nucleotide messenger RNA. RefSeq lists its product as uncharacterized. The coding region runs from base 1 to 309 and encodes 102 amino acids. The record is from RefSeq and is a predicted model, not a curated record. NCBI's taxonomy places the organism in Eukaryota, Fungi, Basidiomycota, Tremellomycetes, Tremellales, Cryptococcaceae. The transcript is spliced from 5 exons. Gene Ontology annotation, molecular function: acylphosphatase activity.